AUGGUUUCCUGGUGCAUGGGGCCACUGCAAUUUUGUUCCUUCACUUUGAAAGGUGAGGACGGGACUGACUUAUCGUUGAAGUCUGGAAGCUCGGAGCGAGUGGCGUACAUCAUGGAACUGAAAUAUACAAAUAGCUUUAAGAUUGAUCUGCAAGUGGAUUUGGAUAUGACACGUUGCGUUUCCGUGCAGUUUCUGGAUUCGUUACUCACGCAAAGUAUUCGUUGUCCGCUGAGGUCUGUUUUUUUUUAA
Gongylonema pulchrum is the source of this 249-nucleotide messenger RNA. The record is from the annotation of a GenBank genome assembly. NCBI's taxonomy places the organism in Eukaryota, Metazoa, Nematoda, Chromadorea, Rhabditida, Gongylonematidae.